This is a messenger RNA of Dentiscutata heterogama, 873 nucleotides long. Lineage: Eukaryota; Fungi; Glomeromycota; Glomeromycetes; Diversisporales; Gigasporaceae. The record is from the annotation of a GenBank genome assembly.
AUGCCUGCCGACCAUAAAAAUUCCCAUACCAAAACAAAGCGGGUGCCGCGUCAAACAACAACGAAACCCAGUUAUUACGAGGGAGAGUCGUCAGACGGUGACCAAACUCAGGACCAUGAUAUUAUAAUGCAAGACACGAUUUUGGAUGGUAGUGACUCACAGUUUGCCGUGGAAACUUUAAAGACAGAAGAAGAUGAGGCAAUUAAAGGAAUCAAGCCUGAGCGUGAAGAUGCAGAAUCUUCAGCAACAAACUCUCGUGCACAACUUGACCAUGAUACUUUAAAAACCCGACAAACCAUACAACUCCGGUUACAGGCCUUAGAAGCGGAGUUCAAAAAGAAACGUGAUGAGAUAUUUAAUGAACAAUUAAAACAUAUCGAUGAAGAAAUCAAGGCUGUGCGAGAAGGUACACAUCCCGAAUUCGAAGAACGCCUGCAACAAAUUAUUGAUAAGCGAGAGCAAAUGCUCGAGCAGCAUGCAUUGGCAUUAAGUUAUCAACGUCAAUGUAUACAAAAAGAAUAUGAAGCUGAAACACAACGUCUUGAAGAAUCUUAUCAGGCGCAACGUCAAGCAGUCAAUGACAGAUUAAUUGCAGAAGUCGAAGAAAGAAAAAGAAAACUUUCAGAAGAUUAUGAAAGUUAUGACAUACAUAAUGAUGUUGCUAUGGACGGCACUAUGAGGACUCAUACACAACGAAGAUUGCGUACCAGGACGACACAAGAGGUUGAAGUUAAAGUAAAGAAACAAAAAAUUGCCGUACGACCUUCCGUGUCAUGCAAGCUAUGUGACAAUGACAUUAAUGAAGACUUGGCUGAAAUAGGCUUGGUAGAGACUGGUUUACCGUUUAUUUGUUGCUGCAUUUACGCGUUAUAA